Fulmarus glacialis (Northern fulmar) is the source of this 522-nucleotide messenger RNA. RefSeq names its product cyclin-dependent kinase 10 (gene CDK10). The record is from RefSeq and is a predicted model, not a curated record. Gene Ontology annotation, molecular function: ATP binding; cyclin-dependent protein serine/threonine kinase activity. The transcript is spliced from 8 exons. Gene Ontology annotation, biological process: protein phosphorylation; regulation of mitotic cell cycle. Gene Ontology annotation, cellular component: nucleus. The annotation marks the transcript as partial. Lineage: Eukaryota; Metazoa; Chordata; Aves; Procellariiformes; Procellariidae.
CGGGACACCCUGACAGACGAGACUGUGGCAUUGAAGAAGGUGCGGAUGGACAACGAGAAAGAUGGNNNGCCCAUCAGCAGCCUGCGGGAGAUCACCCUGCUCCUGCAGCUUCGGCACCCCAACAUCGUGGAGCUGAAGGAGGUGGUUGUAGGGAACCAUCUGGAGAGUAUUUUCCUGGUGAUGGGCUACUGUGAGCAGGACCUAGCCAGCCUUCUUGAGAACAUGCAGACGCCUUUUUCAGAGGCUCAGGUGAAGUGCAUCAUCCUGCAAGUCCUCAAGGGCCUGCAGUACCUUCAUGAGAACUACAUCAUCCACAGGGAUCUGAAGGUGUCCAACCUGCUCAUGACUGACAAGGGCUGCGUGAAGAUAGCCGAUUUUGGACUGGCACGCACCUACGGGAUCCCCGUGAGACAGUGCUGUCCCCUGUGCAGGUACCGAGCGCCUGAACUGCUGCUGGGGAUGACGACCCAGACCACCAGCAUCGACAUGUGGGCCGUAGGCUGCAUCCUCGCCGAGCUGCUG